Molecule: messenger RNA, 3830 nt
Organism: Phalaenopsis equestris
Lineage: Eukaryota; Viridiplantae; Streptophyta; Magnoliopsida; Asparagales; Orchidaceae
Product: LRR receptor-like serine/threonine-protein kinase ERECTA
Exons: 27
Coding region: 563-3532 (989 amino acids)
Biological process (GO): protein phosphorylation
Molecular function (GO): receptor serine/threonine kinase binding; protein kinase activity; ATP binding
Source: RefSeq, a predicted model, not a curated record
GUAUAACUUAAACAAAAAAAGGAGUGGGCUUAUCAAAUAUCAUUUUGAGGGUAAAUCUGUAAAAGGCCAUUAUCUGUCGUCUGCCACCCUCCAUGCCUGCAACUGCAAACUGCUGUUCCUUUAGAGAGAGAGAGAGAGGUGACUUUAGUGAGAGAAAUACACACCUAGUGAGAGAAAGCUGAUGCAGAGGGAGAUUCGAGGCAAAGAAAGCUGCUUUAAGUUAUGCGGAGGAAGGCUUGAUAGAGAAAGAAAGAAAUUAAUUGUUAUAGAGAGAGAGGUCGAAGAGCCGUUUAAAGAUUGGAUCUUUGGAGAGACAAAAAUGGGCUCAGAAAGGUGCAUUUUAGUUAGAGAGUUAGUAGCUGCGUCUAGCUAGUAGCUGCAGAGCCCUGCAGGCUAGCUGUAUGGGCUUGCGAUGAAAGGCACUGCCCCAUCGAUGUGACAAUACGAGUAAACUUCUCCGUCGUCAUGGCUUCAUCAUCCAUCUCUCACUCUGCUUUCUCCAACAACGAGUGACCGUUUUCGGCUCCAGUGAUCUGAAGCUGAUACGCUUCCAAGCGUGGGAAUGGCGUUGUCGGUAAUGCAGGGCAGGAGGUCGUCGUUAUCUCUGGUUCUGCUUCUGUUUAUUGCUUGGGGUUUCUGCGUCGCCGGCGGUGACAAUGACGGUUUGACACUUUUAGAAAUCAAGAAGUCAUUUCACAAUGUUGGUGAUGUCCUCUAUGACUGGACUGAUGCUGCUUCCUCAGAUUAUUGUUUCUGGAGAGGGAUAACUUGUGACAACUUGACCUUCACAGUCAUCUCACUCAAUUUAUCGGGUUUACAUCUCGAUGGAGAGAUCUCUCCAGAGAUAGGAAAUCUCAGAAGUCUUGUCACACUUGACCUUAAAUCAAACCAACUUUCUGGACAAAUACCUGAUGAGAUUGGUGAUUGUUCCUUGCUAGAAAUACUAGAUUUAUCAUUUAACAAUAUCCAUGGGGAUAUACCAUAUUCAAUAUCAAAAUUGAAAAAGUUAGAAAACUUGGUGUUGAAAAGCAAUCAGUUCACCGGUCCCAUUCCAUCAACGCUCUCACAGAUUCCUAAUUUGAAAAUUUUGGACUUGGCUCAGAACAAGUUGAGUGGGGAGAUACCCAGGCUUCUUUACUGGAAUGAAGUAUUGCAAUACCUGGGGUUGAGAGGAAACAAUUUGGAGGGAAGCCUAUCUCCGGAUUUGUGUCAGUUAACCGGGCUUUGGUAUUUUGAUGUCAAAAACAAUAGUUUGAAGGGGACUAUACCUGAAAGCAUUGGAAACUGUACAAGUUUUCAAGUUUUGGAUCUGUCGUACAAUCAGUUCUCUGGAGAAAUUCCCUUCAAUAUAGGUUUUUUGCAAGUUGCUACACUAUCGUUGCAAAACAACAAGUUUACAGGGUCUAUUCCUCCUGUUAUUGGACUUAUGCAGGCUCUUGCUGUAUUAGACCUGAGUUGUAACCUUCUAAGUGGACCAAUCCCUCCAAUUUUGGGGAACUUAACCUAUACAGAAAAGCUGUAUUUGCAGGGCAAUAGAUUAACUGGACCUAUACCACCUGAGCUUGGUAACAUGACGAUGCUUCAUUACUUGGAAUUGAAUGACAAUCAGCUUUCAGGGAGUAUUCCACCUGAGCUUGGGAAGCUAACUGAUUUAUUUGACUUGAAUAUUGCGAACAAUUACCUUGAAGGGAUUAUUCCUGAUCAUUUGAGCUCAUGUGUGAAUCUUAACAGCCUUAAUGCCCACGGAAACAAGUUGAAUGGCACCAUUCCGCGUUCAUUUAAGAACCUUGAUAGUAUGACAUACUUGAAUCUAUCUGCGAACAAUUUGAAAGGUCCGAUUCCUGUCGAGCUUUCACGAAUAGGAAAUUUAGAUACACUUGAUAUAUCAUCUAACAUGAUCAGUGGUCCUAUUCAUUCCUCCAUUGGUGAUCUUGAACAUCUUCUUAAGCUGAAUUUGAGCAAUAAUCAUCUAUUUGGUUACCUUCCUCCUGAGUUUGGAAACUUGAGGAGUGUCAUGGAGAUUGAUUUAUCUAGAAAUCAUCUCUCAGGUUGGAUCCCCCAGGAAUUUGGAUUGCUUCAAAACCUCAUUCUGUUAAAAAUAGAAAACAACAAUUUAUCCGGCAGCAUAAUGUGCUUAACCAACUGCCCAAGUCUUUCUGUCCUCAAUGUUUCGUACAACAAAUUUGUUGGUGAUAUACCAAUCAUCAACAAUUUCUCGCGCUUCUCCCCUGAAUGCUUUAUAGGCAACCCUGGUCUGUGUGGUGGUUAUUGGCUUGGUUCUCAAUGUGAUUCAUCCAAUCCAUCUGGAAGAGCAAAACAAGCUACAAUGUCAAAAGCUGCCAUUUUUGGAAUUGCUUUGGGUGCUCUACUCAUUCUUCUGAUGAUACUAGUAGCAGCAUGCAGACCACACAAACCCCCAACUUUUCCGGAUUAUCCACAAAAGCCAAUUACGAACGUGUCGCCUAAGCUUGUGAUCUUACACAUGAACAUGGCGCUUCAUGUAUACGAUGACAUAAUGAGGAUGACGGAGAACUUGAGCGAGAAAUAUAUCAUUGGAUAUGGUGCUUCGAGUACUGUGUACAAGUGUGUGCUUAAGAACUGCAGGCCUGUUGCCAUUAAGAGGAUUUACUCGCACUAUCCUCAUUGCCUGAAGGAGUUUGACACAGAGUUGGAGACACUUGGAAGCAUUAAACACCGAAAUCUUGUCAGUUUACAGGGAUAUUCUCUCUCGCCAUUUGGAAAUCUUCUAUUUUAUGAUUUCAUGGAGAAUGGAAGCCUUUGGGAUCUUCUCCAUGGUCCUUUGAAAAAGAAAAAGCUCGAUUGGGAAACUCGACUAAAAAUUGCCCUGGGAGCAGCAGAAGGGCUGGCUUACUUACACCACGACUGCAGCCCGCGGAUCGUUCAUAGAGAUGUGAAGUCCUCUAACAUACUUUUGGACAAAGAUUUUGAGGCCCAUUUGACUGAUUUUGGUAUCGCAAAAUUCCUUUGCGUGAACAAAGCCCAUACAUCCACGUAUGUGAUGGGAACUAUCGGCUACAUUGACCCCGAAUAUGCUCGAACUUCUCGACUCAAUGAGAAGUCUGAUGUCUAUAGUUAUGGCAUUGUACUGCUGGAACUCCUCACCGGCAAGAAGGCGGUGGACGAUGAAUGUAACCUGCAUCAGCUGAUUCUCUCGAAGGCAGCAAACAAUGCAGUUAUGGAGAGCCUCGAACCCGAGAUUUCGGACACCUGCGGUGAUCUCGGCACAGUAAAGAAAAUGUUUCAGCUGGCUCUCCUCUGCACGAAGAAGCAGCCGUCGGAACGGCCGGCAAUGCACGAGGUGGUUCGUCUGCUUAACUUUCUGGCCAAGCCAUGCUUGCCUUCAUCAACAAAGCAUCUUCUCCAUUCUCCUCCACUUCUAUCAACAAUACCAAGCUACAUGAAUGGGUAUUCAGAACUCAAAAACACUGCUGCUCUUACCACUUCUCUUAGCACAUCUGAUGCCCAGCUCUUCCUCAAGUUUGGUGAGGUAAUUUCUCACAAGAAUGAGUGACUGAACAGAAGAAUUCAGCGUUCAGAUGUCAAAUUUCUGUUUUUCUGGGGGGGUUUCUGUGAAAUUGGGGGAGUUUUUCUGCAAAAAACAUGUUGGAGAGCUAGAACUCUUUCGUGGCGUUAGGAUUCCUUUUCCAUGCGUAAUGAGAGUGAAAUUCAGGAACUUUGCGAGCAAAUUAAGAAAUGAUGAGAGUGCAAUGUUUGUAUUGGGAAGUUGUAAAAAUUUCUGCUUUUUGGAGGGUUUUAUUGAAAUUUCGCUAUGAUGGUAGCUUAGUUAAAUGUCAACCAUUGUUGUCUGG